AUGGCUGGUUGGCAAAUUUUACUUUCUGAGUUUGACAUAGUCUAUGUGAACCAAAAGGCUGUAAAGGGGAGUGCAAUAGCAGAUUUUCUGGCCAGUAGAGCUUUAGAAGAUUAUGAACCAUUAAGCUUUGACUUCCCGAAUGAAGACCUAAUGUACGUUACGACCAAGGAAGAAGGCUCUCAAGAAAGUCACCCUUGGAAGUUGAAUUUUGACGGAGCUUCCAAUACUAUUGGGAACGGAAUUGGGGCAGUCUUAGUAUCCCCAAAUGGAGAUUAUUAUCCUUUCACCAGUAAAUUGGAUUUUGAUUGUACAAACAAUAUAGCCGAAUACGAAGCAUGUAUCAUGGGAAUUCGUGCAGCAAUAGAAUGUGAAUGGGAGACAAGAGACCCUAAGUUAAUCAAUUAUCGAAGGCUAGUUCUUGAGUUAAUCGAGAAGUUUGACGAUAUCACUUUCUGCUACCUCCUACGAGAUGAAAACCAGAUGGCUGAUGCCUUGGCAACCUUACCUUCUAUGAUUAAAGUGAAUAAAAAGGAGGAUAUGAAGCCUAUCCAAAUGAAUAUUUAUGAGGCUCCAGCUCAUUGCUGCAACAUCGAAGGAGAAGAGGAGAAAGAUGAUCAUCCUUGGUAUCAGGAUAUUUUACGAUAUGUGAGAGGUCGUGAAUACCCAAACCAAGCGACUGAGAAUGAUAAAAGGACAUUAAGAAGACUGGCUUUCUCUGGAGGGGCUCUGAUUUUGACCGAGAUUGAUGGUAAAAGCCUGCCUAAUCCUAUGAAUUCAGAUUCAGUCAAGAGGAAAGAGGGGUGCUACAUAUUGGGGCAUCAACAAAGUGCUCUUGGUCUUCUAAACACAUACCGAGUUCAAAGGGUACUCGAGAAGUUUGUGCAACGAAGCUCAUACUGCGAUAUCUAG
Gossypium arboreum is the source of this 909-nucleotide messenger RNA. RefSeq lists its product as uncharacterized. Lineage: Eukaryota; Viridiplantae; Streptophyta; Magnoliopsida; Malvales; Malvaceae. Gene Ontology annotation, molecular function: nucleic acid binding; RNA-DNA hybrid ribonuclease activity. The transcript has 4 exons. The record is from RefSeq and is a predicted model, not a curated record. Bases 1 to 909 code for a protein of 302 amino acids.